Molecule: messenger RNA, 2128 nt
Organism: Tuber aestivum (summer truffle)
Lineage: Eukaryota; Fungi; Ascomycota; Pezizomycetes; Pezizales; Tuberaceae
Source: the annotation of a GenBank genome assembly
AAAAGUCUACAGUUCACCAAAUUCAGGAACACACCUUUCAAAUACCAUAAACACGAUGCAGCAAGAUAUGCAAGUUCUGUACCACGAGUUGUGGGGAAAGUUAUCCCCCGUUGUCCAGGAGUUCACAGUGAAUGUUCCUGUUGCAAACUAUGGUAUCUGGCCUGGAUACAAAAUCCCCUUGGAAUCGACCGCAAGUAGCAGCAGCUUCAACCCCUAUAGUUCAUUGAAGUCGAAACGGCAGGACCAGCUAUUCCGGAUAGUGACUGUUGAUUCACGUUUACCCUGUGGAGUCCACAAGUUACUGGUUCGGUCCAAGUACGAUGCGGUGCGCAAUAGGUUAAUAGAAGUUGAGGGGAGAAGAUGGUCGGGGGCUCGCCACUGGGAGAACCCCACCGCCAGUUGCAGGCUAGAUUGUGAACUCUCAGGUCAGCCUGGUGUAGGUUAGUUAUUGCUCCUCCAAUCAUGUUUGGCAAGACUUCUAACUCUGAGAUAGGAAAAACCUAUCUUCUCUCCUAUCUUCUAGUACGCAGACUGCAUGAUUCCCUUCCCACCAUAUACAGGAUAAACGACAACAUGUGUUUCCUAUUCGACGAAGACUCAGCUGGGGAAGAGACUAGCAUGCAGGCGCUAUCUCGGCUGACACAAGAGAAGAAGCGAAAACUAUGGGUAUUGACUGAUGAGCCUCUGCACGGCCGCCAUUGGCAUGAUAGGAAUUCGGGAUGGUUUGUAGUGUUUGCCGCAUCUCCAGAGACGGUGAGAGCAUCUCAGGGAUGGUACAAGAACCGCAGAGUGAGCUUAUAUUUCAUGAGAAAUUGGCCAUGGCCAGAAAUCUUUGCUGCGUACUGGUAAAGAACCCUUUCUUGUAACCAGAUAGAGACCAAAGAAAAUUUUGAUAUGGUUGCUGAUCUCCGUAUUAUAGCUUGGAAGCUGAGAACCCCCCCAGCCAAGACGAGAUUAAUAAACUCUUCACCACGUAUACCUGCCUCGGCCCUGUCGCUCGUACAUGCCUUGAAUCGAUUGAUAUGAGCGACGAUAACUUAUACAACGAAACUCUCCAAAACUACCUUAGGGAGGUAGAUCGUGAAAUAGCGAAGUUCGUUGCCCGUGGUGGGCGCGAGACGGUUGAGCAUGCUGUCCUUGUAGGCUCAUCACACAAAAUGGCUAUUAUGGAUCCUACUGAGGGUGGAUUCUCCUAUACAGCACGAAUAAUAACAAGAUGGAUUGGCUAUCGAGUGUAUGAAAAAGCCCAGAAACACUCACAACAUGGCUGUUUCGAGACGUUCAAGUGCCUUUCCCGUCACCCCGCUUUGAGAACUGCUGCAGGUUGGUUUUUUGAAGGGUAUGUGCAUGACUGGCUCCUUCGAGGUGGUACCUUUGAAGCAGACCAAAUGCCUAUCCUUGACAGCACAGUGGCUACCCUCCAAUUCCAUUCCACCAAGAGCGAAUCGGGCCAACCGAGAUACUUCACUACGGGGGACAAUUUGAGCGAACAGGUCCAGGGACUUGGAGGUCGCGGAAUUAAUCCUGCAGUUGUCCAUCAUUAUUUUCUUCCUUAUAGCCGCAACUUUCCAUCUGUGGAUGGGCUUAUGUUUAGUGAUGUGGAAACAUUGCUCUUGUUCCAAAUCACACUGGCUAAGAAGCAUGAGAUAAAGCCACUUGGGGUGGCGCAGCUUCUGAAAUGUUUACCAAAAACAAUUAUGAACAUCGAUUUCGUUUUUGUUGUUCCCGAAGACCGGGCAGAUGACUAUUUCAAAGCACAGCAGAUUCCUGACUCUGCAUCGAUUUCCCCCUCAGGCAAAAAACUAAAUCUCAGGCAGUUUAGACUGGUAUUUGGUGAGUAUUGUAUGGCAGCGGUAGGCAUUCAUGGCCAAGUGGUCGAGGAGGGGGAAGGGGAUGAGUAUGAUUAUGAGGCUAGCGAUUGAUUUCUGUUACCCCGUGGAGUAUAGCUUACCAAGAAGGAAAAGGUCUAGAGUUGAGUGCCCAGUACGGGUAUUUGUUUGGUGUCAUCCUGGGCUAUGUAUGUAUCCCUUAGUUUGUCAGGCCCUGCGCCCAAGAAAUCUGCGAUACAACGUGGAUGAACUAGUGAAUAAUUAGUUAGUGCAACAGCCAAGAGAAACUGUGUGAAUAG